AUGUCGAAGUACGCGGCCGCUCAUGAAAAUAUCGAAGGCCCAGGCGACGCCCGUCCUACAGCUGCCCAAAUAAUCGCCGAUGAGAACCUCCACAACGCACUCGUCAAUAAGACCAUCUUCAUCACCGGCGCAAACCAAGGUAUCGGCCUUGAGACAGCCCGCGCGUUGCACUUAACCGGUGCCACCAUCUACCUCGGCGUUCGCGACCUCACCCAUGGCCAAGCCGCCAUCGACGACAUCAAGGCGACGAACGCAGACAGCAAAGGCAGCCUCCACCUGGUAGAGCUCUCUCUCGACUCUCUCGCCUCAGUGCGAAAGGCAGCAGCGGACUUUACAGCGCGCAGCACACAGCUAAACAUCCUCGUGCUCAACGCAGGCGUGAUGCCAGAAACCAAGCAGACAACCGAGGAUGGUUUCGAGAAGACGUUUGCGACCAACCACCUGGGUCACUUCCUCCUCUUCCAACUCCUCAAACCACUCCUGCUGGCUUCUUCAACGCCCCAGUUCCACUCUCGAGUCGUCGCGGUAGCCUCGAUGCUCCACCGUGGCAGCGAAGUGCUAUUCGACGAUUACCACUUCACCAAACGGCCCUACGACACGGUCAUCGCCUACAGCCAAACCAAAAUCGCAAACGUCUACAUGGCCAACGAGAUUGAGCGCCGCUACGGCGUCCAGGGCCUUCAUGGCCUCUCGCUACACCCGGGCAGUAUCAUCACCAACAUGAACCGCCACCAGAUCGGCAAGGACCCCGCAGAGCUCAGGGCCAUGUUUGGAGAGCAAUACGACAUCCUCGCCAAGUCGCUCAAGAGCCCCACGCAAGGAGCUGCGACAACGGUGUACGCCGCUGUGAGCAAGGACUGGGAAGGCCGAGGAGGCAGGUAUCUGAGUGAUUGUGGGGAGGUUGGACCGGUGAAGCCUGGUGAGGGUCCGUUUUCGCUUGAUCAGGGGUUCGCGCCGUGGGCAUACGAUGAGGAAAAGGAGGGGAGGUUGUGGAGGGAGUCGAAUUUGAUGGUUGGAUUGCAAGAGGGUUCUUGA
Colletotrichum siamense is the source of this 1035-nucleotide messenger RNA. RefSeq names its product WW domain-containing oxidoreductase (gene WWOX-1). The coding region runs from base 1 to 1035 and encodes 344 amino acids. The record is from RefSeq and is a predicted model, not a curated record. The transcript has a single exon. Lineage: Eukaryota; Fungi; Ascomycota; Sordariomycetes; Glomerellales; Glomerellaceae.